AUGUCGUUCGCCCAACCCGUCCCCGCCGCCUCUAGCACCGACGCGGCUCCUUCUCAACCUGCCGUUCCCGCCUCUCUCGUCCCCCACGUCCCUUCGACCACCUCGUCUGCGCUUCCUCCCCGAGCCCAGGCUGCGGGGAGCGUAACCCUGCCGGCCUCUUCGAGGGGCUUCGACUCUGACGACCAAGGCCUGAUGAACGCGGCUCUCAAGAAGGGAGAGUUGGUCGAAGAGUGGAAAGAGGGACAGGACGAGCCGGACAUGGUGCUCGAGCUGGCGGACGGUCUGGCUCUGAGCGGAACGAGCUUUGGCGCGGAGGGAAAGAGCAUCUCGGGAGAGUGUGUGUUUCAGACCGGAAUGGUCGGAUACCCUGAAUCCUUGACGGACCCUUCGUAUUCGUCUCAAAUCCUCAUCCUCACCUACCCCCUGAUCGGCAACUAUGGUGUUCCCGCUCGUCCCUCUCCCAACGAGGCGAGCAGCACCACCGACAUUCCCGUCACUGCCGAUGCUCACAACGUUCCUCCCACUUCCGACCUGCUCGACUCGCUUCCCGCCGAAUUCGAGAGCUCGCACAUCCACGUCUCGGCGUUGAUCGUGGCCAACUACCACCCUAGCUACUCGCACCACCUGGCGCAGAGCAGUCUGGGCAAGUGGUUGAAGGAGCAGGGCGUACCUGCCAUGUGGGGUGUGGACACGAGGAUGUUGACCAAGAGGUUGAGGCAAGGUGGAUCCAUCCUCGGAAGGGUGCUCGCCAGGAAGGACGGCAUCAACCUCGGCGUCGCUGCCGGACUCACCAAGGAGUCGAGCGAGGGUGCCAAUUCGACUGGAGGAGUGCUCUCCAACGUCCAAAAGUUGUUGGGCGUCAACACUGGCAACUCUGCCGAAGCGCCUACUAACUGGAGGGAGCAGUACCACGUCGUCCCCUUUGCGGACCCCAAUGCUGAGAACCUCGUGGCCAAGGUCUCCACCCGACAACCCGUCACCUACACCCCCAAGCCCACCUCGGAGCGUUCCGUCGUCCAGCACCCUACGGCCGGUCGACCUAUCCGGGUCAUCGCCGUGGACGUCGGGAUGAAGUGGAACCAGAUCAGGUGUUUCCGAAACCGAGGUGUCGAAGUCAAGGUCGUACCCUGGGACUACGAUUUCAACACGCUCGAAAAGGAAGGCUCGUUCGACGGUCUGUUCGUCUCGAACGGUCCCGGUGACCCUUCCAUGGUCGGUGCCACCGUCGACAACUUGCGCAAGAUGAUGGACAGCGCCAAGGUGCCCAUCUUUGGUAUCUGUCUCGGUCACCAGCUCCUCGCUCUCGCCUCGGGAGCCAAGACGAGCAAGAUGAAGUACGGAAACCGAGGGAUGAACUUGCCCUGUACUUGUUCGACUAGCGGGAGGUGUUACAUCACCUCGCAGAACCACGGGUACCAGGUCGACGUCGAGACCCUCAAGGAAGGAUGGGAAGCCUUGUUCACCAACGCCAACGACGGGUCCAACGAGGGAAUCUGGAUGGGACGAGAGGGCAAGCCCUACUUUUCGGUUCAGUUCCACCCAGAGUCUGCGCCCGGACCCAGGGAUACCGAGUUCCUGUUCGACGUGUUCAUCAACAACAUGGUCGAGUCUGCCAAAGCUGGCAAGCUGGUCCCGAUGAUCAUGCCCGGUGGAGAGCUCGUCGACAACGCCGCCAAGUACCCGAGGGAGAACGUGAAAAAGGUCCUCGUCCUCGGAUCCGGUGGAUUGUCGAUCGGUCAAGCCGGAGAGUUUGACUACUCCGGUAGUCAGGCAAUCAAGGCGUUGAAGGAGGAAGGGAUCUACACCAUCCUCGUCAACCCCAACAUUGCUACCAUCCAGACCAGCAAGGGUUUGGCGGACAAGGUCUACUUUUUGCCCGUCACCCCCGAGUUUGUUCGCAAGAUCAUCAAGCACGAAAAGCCCGAUGGUAUCUACGUCACUUUCGGUGGACAGACCGCGCUUAACGUCGGUAUCAAGCUCAAGGACGAGUUUGCCAGGUUGGGAGUCAAGGUGCUCGGAACCCCGAUCGAUACGAUCAUCAUGACCGAGGACCGAGAGCUGUUCGCCAACGCCAUGGCCGAGAUUGGAGAAAAGUGCGCCGAGUCUGCUACCGCCACGAGCAUCGACGAGGCCAUCGUUGCGGCCAACAACAUCGGAUAUCCGGUCAUCGUUCGUGCCGCCUACGCGCUCGGUGGAUUGGGUUCAGGGUUUGCCAAGAACGACGAUCAGCUCGUCGCGCUGUGUGACAAGGCGUUUGCCACCUCUCCCCAGGUCCUCGUCGAGAGGAGUAUGAAGGGUUGGAAAGAGGUCGAGUACGAGGUCGUCCGUGAUUCGAGGGACAACUGUAUCACCGUCUGUAACAUGGAGAACUUUGACCCUCUGGGUAUCCACACUGGAGACUCGAUCGUCGUCGCACCGUCGCAGACCUUGUCCGACGCCGACUACAACAUGCUCCGUACCACCGCCGUCAACGUCAUCCGCCACUUGGGAGUCAUCGGAGAGUGCAACAUUCAAUACGCCCUCAACCCUUACUCUCAGGAAUACUGUAUCAUCGAGGUCAAUGCCCGUCUUUCGCGUUCGUCCGCCCUCGCUUCCAAGGCUACCGGUUACCCUCUCGCUUUCAUCGCCGCCAAGUUGGGUCUGAACAUUCCGCUCAACGAGAUCAAGAACUCGGUCACCAAGGAGACGAGCGCUUGUUUCGAACCCAGCUUAGACUAUGUCGUCGUCAAGAUUCCCAGGUGGGACUUGAAGAAGUUUACCAGGGUCAACCCGGCGCUCAGCAGUUCGAUGAAGUCGGUCGGAGAGGUUAUGAGCAUCGGUAGGACGUUCGAGGAGACGAUCCAGAAGGCCAUCAGGUGUAUCGACGACUCGUUCCCUGGAUUUGGAGACAACAACCUGGUCGAGGAUAUCGACACAGAGAUUGCCAACCCUACCGACAAGCGAUUGUUCGCCCUGGCUACCGCCUUGCACCGUGGUUACUCGGUCGAAAAGCUGAACGAGAUGUCCUCGAUCGACCCCUGGUUCUUGACUCGUCUCCAGCGACUCGUCCAGAUGGAAAAGGCCAUGGGCAAGCUCUCGGCUUCGACCAUCCCCUCGGGCAUGUUGCGACACGCCAAGCAGCUCGGAUUCUCGGACAGGCAGAUCGCCAAGGCCGUCUCGUCCAACGAGCUUGCCGUUCGUCGUCUCCGUCUCGAAGCCGGUAUCUCGCCGUUCGUCAAACAGAUCGACACGGUCGCCGCCGAAUUCCCUUGUCACACCAACUACCUCUACAACACGUACAACGCUAGCGAGCAUGACAUCACCUUUGACGACCACGGUGUCAUCGUGCUCGGUUCGGGUGUCUACCGAAUCGGUUCCUCGGUCGAAUUCGACUGGUGUGCCGUUCGAGCCAUCCGAACCUUGCGGGCCAACGGAAGGAAGACGGUCAUGAUUAACUACAACCCCGAGACCGUCAGUACCGAUUACGACGAGGCCGACCGUCUCUACUUUGAGACCAUCAGCUUGGAGACCGUUCUCGAUAUUUACGAUAUCGAGCAAUCGUCCGGAGUCAUCUUGUCCAUGGGAGGUCAGACCCCCAACAACAUCGCUUUGCCCUUGCACCGUCAGAACGUCAAGAUCUACGGUACUUCGCCCGAACUGAUCGACACCGCCGAGAACCGUUACAAGUUUUCGCGAAUGCUCGACAAGAUCGGAGUCGACCAGCCCCUGUGGAAGGAGUUGACCAGCUUCGAAGAGGCCCGUGGCUUCUGUGACAAGGUCGGUUAUCCCGUGCUCGUCAGGCCGUCGUACGUCUUGUCCGGAGCCGCCAUGAACGUCGUCUUUUCGCAAGACGAUCUCGCCGCGUACCUCUUGCAAGCUGCCGACGUUUCCCGAGACCACCCUGUCGUCAUCACCAAGUACAUCGAAGAGGCCAAGGAGAUCGAGAUGGACGCCGUUGCCAAGGACGGAAAGAUGGUUAUGCACUACAUCUCGGAGCACGUCGAGAAUGCUGGUGUUCACUCUGGUGACGCCACUUUGAUCUUGCCGCCUCAAGAUCUCGACCCCGAGACCAUCCGCAAGAUCGAGAUUGCCACUCAAAAGAUCGGUCAAGCGCUCAACGUCACCGGACCUUACAACAUCCAGUUCAUCGCCAAGAACAACGAGAUCAAGGUCAUCGAAUGCAACUUGCGUGCCGCUCGAUCGUUCCCCUUUGUCUCGAAGGUCACCGGGAUUGACGCGAUCGAGAUGGCUACCAAGGUCAUGCUCGACAUUCCCGUCCGAGCGUACCCCGAGUUGAAGAUGCCUCCCAACUAUGUCGGUGUCAAGGUGCCUCAGUUCUCCUUUAGCCGAUUGUCGGGCGCCGACCCCGUCCUCGGAGUCGAGAUGGCUUCUACCGGAGAAGUCGCUUGUUUCGGCAAAGACAAGUACGAGGCCUACCUCAAGGCUUUGAUCUCCACCGGAAUCUUCCCUCCCAAGAAGAACAUUUUGCUCUCGAUCGGUUCCUUCAAGGAAAAGCUCGAGAUGCUGUCCUCGGUCCAGAAGCUGCACAGGAUGGGUUACAACCUGUUUGCCACCUCGGGUACUGCCGAUUUCAUUCAGGAGCACGGCAUUCCCGUCAAGUACCUUGAAGCCUUGCAAGACAACGACGAGGAGGACCCUCAGAAGACCGAGUACUCGUUGACCAAGCACUUGGCACAGAACCUGAUCGACGUCUACAUCAACUUGCCUUCCAAGAACCGAUACCGACGACCCGCUUCGUACGUGUCCAAGGGAUACAAGUCGCGUCGUAUGGCCGUCGACUUUGCGAUCCCCUUGAUCACCAACGUCAAGAACGCCAAGUUGUUCAUCGAGGCCGUCAUCAGGAAGCCUGCCUUUGACAUUUCGAGCGUCGACUUCAAGACCUCGCACGAGACUCACACCUUCCCCGGUCUCGUCAACGUGCAGGCGUUCGUGCCCGGUAUCGCCGCCAGCGGCUCGGACGACUUUAACCAGGUCUCGCAAGCCUCGGUUCGAGGCGGUUUCACGACCGUGCACAUGUCCGGUCAAGGCUCUGGCAGCUCCAUCGAGGACGAGAUUUCGCUCCAGGUCGCUCAGGCCAACGCUUCAGGUGCCGCUCACUGCGACUACUUCUUCUCGGUCGCUGCAUCUGCCGACAACGCCACCAGGAUCGGUACCGAUGCCGUCCUGAACGGAAGCAAGGCUUUGUACAUUCCCUUCAACGAGUUUAGCCCUGCCAACAAGGUCGCCAGCAUCGCUGGUCACUUUGCUGCCUGGCCCACCGAGCGACCCAUCAUCACCGACGCAAAGACCACCGACCUCGCCUCGAUCUUGUUGUUGGCCAGCUUGAACGGACGCAGCAUUCACGUGACCAACGUCGCCACCCGCGACGACAUCAGCCUCAUCGUCCUCGCCAAGGAGAAGGGCUUGAAGGUUACUUGCGAUGUCGCCGUCUACUCGCUGUUCUUCACCAAGGAGCAAUUCCCCGGAAGCACUUGUCUGCCUACCGCCGAAGAGCAAAAGGUGUUCUGGGACCACAUCGACGCCAUCGACAUGCUUUCGGUCGGAUCUAUCCCUUACCAGCUCGCCAAGGAGCUCGGACACGCGCCCUCAAUCACCGCCGGUAUCGAGGAGACUCUUCCGCUCUUGCUCGGUGCCGUUGCCGAGGGUAGGUUGACCUUGGACGACAUCAGCGCCAAGCUGUACGAGAACCCCAGGGCCAUUUACGAGCUGCCCGAGCAGACCCAGACCUACGUCGAGGUCGAGAUCUCGCGCUCGUCUGCCUUCCAGUCGAACUCGGGCUGGUCACCGCUCGCUGGAAAGAACGUUGCCGGUGCCGUUCACCGAGUCGUUACUUACGGCUCGUCCGUCUUCCUUGACGGUCGGUCGAGCAGCAUGCCUUUGGGCCGAGACAUUUCCAGCUCCAUCGGUCGAACUAUCGCUCCCAGGGCGUCUCGAAGCUCCUUCAGCCGGGCCCGAUCAUCGAUCAGUGGUGUUGCUGGAUUCGGUUCCCCUGCGCCCGGUCCGCGAAGCCCCACGUUCGACAGUGCGCCCGCCAACCUCAUGUCUCUCUCAUCGGUACCCGGUGUCGAGUCUAGCGAGCAGCGUCGCACUCGGGAGAUUUCUCCCGUCCGACCUUUCGCUGGUCUCCAGGCUCACCCCGCUUUCGCUAGGAGGCAUAUCCUCUCGGUCAAGCAGUUUGCUCGGGAGGACUUGCACUACCUCUUCAGCAUCGCUUCCGAGAUGAGGACCCAGGUGGAGCGAAGCGGAUCCGUCAACACCUUGCAGGGCCGAGUCCUGGCCACCUUGUUCUACGAGAACUCGACCAGGACCUCGACCUCGUUCGAAGCCGCCAUGAAGCGAUGUGGUGGUGAGGUGACCCAGGUCGCCGCCGACCGCUCUUCGGUCACCAAGGGAGAGUCCCUGGGCGACACCAUCAGGACUCUGGGAUGUUACGCGGACGCCAUCGUCAUCAGGCACCCCGAAGUCGGAAGCUCGCAAACGGCUGCCAAGUUCUCGCCCGUUCCCAUUGUCAACGCUGGUGACGGUAUCGGCGAGCACCCUACGCAGAGCUUGCUCGACGUCUUCUGUAUCCGAGAAGAGUUGGGUUCCGUCAACGGGAUCACCGUCACCCUGAUCGGUGACUUGAAGAACGGCAGGACCGUCCACAGCUUGGUCAAGCUCUUGUCGCUCUACUCGGUCACAUUGAACUUUGUGUCGCCUCCUUCGCUCGCGAUGCCCGAGUCUGUCAAGGCCGAGGCCACCAAGGCUGGUGUUCAGUGGAACGAGUACGUCAACCUCGACGAGGUCGUCGGAAAGAGCGACGUCUUGUACGUCACCCGGGUGCAGAAGGAGCGAUUUGCCAACGAGAACGAGUACGAUGCUGUCAAGGACAUGUACAUUAUCGACAACGACUUGUUGCAACGCGCCAAGCCCACCACCAUCGUGAUGCACCCUCUGCCCAGGAACAACGAAAUCGACCCCGCUGUCGACUUUGAUGUCAAGCGUGCUGCCUACUUCCGUCAGAUGCGAUACGGUCUUUUCAUCCGCAUGGCCCUAUUGACCCUGAUCCUUGCACCCGGCACCUUGAACCCUGCUGCCUAG
Molecule: messenger RNA, 7080 nt
Organism: Filobasidium floriforme
Lineage: Eukaryota; Fungi; Basidiomycota; Tremellomycetes; Filobasidiales; Filobasidiaceae
Exons: 7
Coding region: 1-7080 (2359 amino acids)
Biological process (GO): 'de novo' pyrimidine nucleobase biosynthetic process; L-glutamine metabolic process
Cellular component (GO): cytoplasm
Molecular function (GO): carbamoyl-phosphate synthase (glutamine-hydrolyzing) activity; ATP binding; aspartate carbamoyltransferase activity
Source: RefSeq, a predicted model, not a curated record